CUUACUUGCAAACCCACACUGUGUUAUUGAUAACAACUGCCUUAAAGAAAAGUAAGAAACUGGCAUGCCAGAUGGAGGAUCAGAAAGCAUAUGACUGUGAAAAUGAGGAAUGCCUGACACAAAAUGAGGAAAGCAGAAGGGAGCAGGAAGGUAGAGGCUGGGACGAUGAUGAGAUGGUCGAUGGAGGCAUGGAGGAGUGGAACGGGUUCAUUUCCAUGGGGACAACUUUGGUGCAAGCAAAGAAUGACGGGGUGGUAACUGAAUGGAAACCAGGUGAACCAGUGACCCCACAGCAAGUCCUGCAGCUGAACAGUUACACAAAGGACUACCUGUGUUUACUUGAGGACAACAUCUACAACGUAAACUUCUCUCGCUUCAAGAUCAGAGAUCUGGACAGUGGAGCAGUUAUCCUUGACAUUAAAAAACAUAAUCCAACAGAAAUUCAAGACAUCAUUGAAUAUGACACCAGCAGAUUUAUCCAGUACCACUUCUCUCCUGCUUUUCUGGCUCUCCGAGAGAUUGGAGCUACGUUGGAGUUCACAGUGGGCAGCAAAGCUCUUAACCACUUCCGUCUGAUUGAGAGACAUUUUUUCAGAAACUUGCUUCUUAAAACCUUUGACUUUGAGAUCGGCUUCUGCAUUCCACACAGCAGGAACACCUGUGAGCACAUAUACUGCUUACCAGACCUGGAGCCAAAUAUUGUGGAGGAAAUGAUUGCCAGCCCGUUUGAGACUUGCUCGGACAGUUUUUACUUCGUCAACAACAAGCUGAUCAUGCAUCACAAAGCAGAGUAUUCCUUUAGUCCACAAACACAAGGCAACUCAUUUGCUUGUAACAACAUGAACAGUGUUGGAUUGUGAUAUAAUCAUUUCUUUCUGUUCAACCCUUACUAUUAUACCAUUUUUAAAUGAGUAAGUGUAGAGCUACAACUUUAGGUACUGAAUCAGUUGCUGUGUCUAUUGUCACAAAUGAUCUGAUUUCAGGUUGGCAAUAAAUCAACCAGGUGGUAUUUUGAUGAAAUUAAGGAAAGUGUUUAAAUAACUGAGAUCCACUUGUUGAUCCAGAACAUGUGCUCUUCAUACAGUGAAUUUACUGCCAGGAGUCCAGAAACUCACUGACUUUUUAUAUGCAGACUAAUUACAAAGAGAUCAGAGGUGAGGAUGGUUACCUUUAGGAGCCAUUUAAACCCAUAUAUAUUAGCAUGUGUGGCCAAAACAUUUAGUUGAUGUAAACGUUUGAUCAGGGUCAUUUGAGUAGUUUCUGUUGUGCUUCUGAUUUGAAGAGAGUUUAAUAAUAAAUAGCUUCAUCCAACCA
Girardinichthys multiradiatus is the source of this 1314-nucleotide messenger RNA. It is a transcript of the gene unc119c, whose product is annotated as unc-119 lipid binding chaperone B homolog 2. Lineage: Eukaryota; Metazoa; Chordata; Actinopteri; Cyprinodontiformes; Goodeidae. Gene Ontology annotation, molecular function: lipid binding. The record is from RefSeq and is a predicted model, not a curated record. Bases 72 to 860 code for a protein of 262 amino acids. Gene Ontology annotation, cellular component: centrosome; spindle midzone; intercellular bridge. The transcript is spliced from 5 exons. Gene Ontology annotation, biological process: negative regulation of clathrin-dependent endocytosis; mitotic cytokinesis; lipoprotein transport.